CUAAACCAAAAGCCAUCACCCACCACUAUAUAUAUCUCUCUUCACAUCCCCUCAUCACCACCACACUACAAACUCUUGCUGUCCAAAAUGAGCUUACUUAAAUCCCUCCUUUCCUUCCUUGUUGCUACCCUUUACUUCACCUUUGCCGAUGCGGCCACAUUUGACAUAACCAACAAAUGCCCUUACACAGUCUGGGGAGCUGCCUCUCCCGGCGGUGGCAAGGAACUCAAAACCGGUGAGACAUGGACCAUUAGUGCUAAUCCUGGAACUACCGAAGCACGCAUUUGGGCUCGUACCAACUGUCAAUUUGAUGCUUCUGGGAAAGGCAAGUGCGAGACUGGUGAUUGCAAUGGGCUUCUUGUUUGUCAAGGCUACGGUGCAGCCCCUAACACCUUAGCCGAAUACGCACUAGACCAGUUUGAACACCAAGAUUUUAUCGAUAUCUCUGUGAUUGAUGGGUUUAACGUUCCUAUGGAGUUUAGUUCAGCUUCAGGAAGCUGCACCAGAGUGAUCAAAUGCACUGCUGAUAUUAUUGGGCAAUGUCCUAAUGAAUUGAAGGUCCCUGGAGGGUGCAAUGGUCCAUGCCCCGUCUUCAAGACUGAGGAGCAUUGUUGCAAUUCUGGCACAUGUAGCCCUACAAAUUUCUCCAGGUAUUUCAAGGAAAGGUGCCCAGAUGCUUAUAGUUACCCGAAGGAUGACCCUACAAGUCUGUUUACUUGCCCUACUGGCACUAACUACAAGGUUAUAUUCUGCCCUUGAAGCAAAUUGGAGUAUUAAUUAAUGGAAGUGUUUUAUAGUUAUACCAUAAUUUAGUAAUAUGGGAGCUCAAUAUGGCUAGCUUCUUGAGCACAUGUAGCAUUGUGCAAAUGUUUGUAUACUUUUGAGCAUCAAUAAAUGUUGAGCACGAGUGACUAUUAUAAUAAUAAAUUAAUUUACAAAUUAA
Molecule: messenger RNA, 943 nt
Organism: Hevea brasiliensis (rubber tree)
Lineage: Eukaryota; Viridiplantae; Streptophyta; Magnoliopsida; Malpighiales; Euphorbiaceae
Product: thaumatin-like protein 1
Exons: 1
Biological process (GO): defense response
Cellular component (GO): extracellular region
Source: RefSeq, a predicted model, not a curated record